CUCCCCCCCGCACCGGUCUCUGGCCGCCCGAGGUAGGUGGUAGGUGGGCCGGGCCGCGCCCCCUCCCUGCGUCCGCUGCGGACCCACGAUGCCGCAGUACCAGACCUGGGAGGAGUUCAGCCGCGCGGCCGAGAAACUCUACCUCGCCGACCCUAUGAAGGCACGUGUGGUUCUCAAAUAUAGGCAUUCUGAUGGGAGUUUGUGUAUUAAAGUAACAGAUGAUUUAGUUUGUUUGGUGUAUAGAACAGACCAAGCCCAAGAUGUAAAGAAGAUUGAGAAAUUCCACAGUCAACUAAUGCGACUCAUGGUAGCCAAGGAAUCCCGCAAUGUUGCCAUGGAAACAGACUGACGGGUUUGAAAUGAAGAUCCUUCAUGUUCUUAGGAAGUAAAUAUCUUUUGAAUCAGAAAAAGUGUUGGGAAAGAAAAUACUUUAUGUAACUAAGUGGGCUCUUCAGAAGUGGGGAGAUCAUUUUUUGUACUUUGUUUUUUAAUGUUUACUUUAGAGAGCUAGGAACGUAAAUGCUUUCAGGUAGAAAGCCUUUAUUUAUUUUUGAAAAUUGAACAAGAAAUGAUGCAUCUGUGUUGGGAAACCUUUUGCAGGUUGAUGUGGAGCAAAAUACGUAAUAAUUCUUUGGUAAGUUUGUACCAGUAAUUUGAAAAUGAGAUAUCAGUAAAAGGCAGUUCUUCCUUAAAUUUAAUCUGUCUUUAAAAGAAAAUUAAAUUUAACCAUUUUGCUGGAUUGAUGUAUUUCUUUUGGAGCAUAAAGUUUGUGCUAUUGAUGACCAACAAACAUAAAAUAUGGUAAUUGGAAUUACCUGUGCACAGCAGUGUACUUGACUAUGUAUAAUAUAGUAAUGUAGUCUCAGUUCUAUCUAAAAGUAAUCAUGGAAAUGAGUAUGCUUUACCUAAAACUUUUCCAAACUUAAACUGUAUUUUUGAAUGUAAGGGAUUUGUAGUAUCAUUAGCUUGUUGAGCAGGGCCUUGCUUUAAAUCUAGUUUCCAGUGCUCAAAACAACUGCAUUUACUUGAAGCGCAUGAACAGAUGAUCACUAGUGGACUGAACCACCAUAUUACGCAAGUAUUUGCUACAGAUUUUCCAUCUAUAUUUUCUCAGAAGGGCUAAAGAUUAUUUGAACUGUUAAAUCUUUGCAUAUGUCUGUGCCACUCCUGCCUGUUUCUCCCUGUACUUAACCAAGGUGUUGAACAUGACUGUCACAACUGUUAUUUUUUCCAUUAAGCCAGAAGGAUAUCAUUUGAUAUUUAUCGUAUAAUUGUAACCUCAGUUUUACCAUCUCAAUGUAAUGUUCACAUGUUGCUUCCUACAUUAAAAUAUUUUUUGUUAGGACUUUGUCGUGUUGAGCAACAUUUUAACCUGGACAAUUCUGUCAGCCACAUGAAAUUUUGCAUGUUUCAGAGAAGUCAGUGAGUAAAAUAUUAUAUGAAUAUACAUUGUUCCUCUUGAAGUGUAUAACUUCUCGAGAAUUAAUGAUUUUUUUGACUGAGAUAUACUGUAUUCAUUUAAUGUAAGAUGAGCCUGAUGAGCCUGAUUUUGUUCUUGGUACUUUUUAUUACAUGACUUUCUCUUAAGAUGUCUGUUGUUUGCAAGGUGGUUUUCUUGAUUAAGAAAAGUAACAUCAGGGGCGCCUGGGUGGCUCAGUGGCUGAGUGUCUCCCUUGGCUCAGGUCAUGAUCCCAGGGUCCUGAGAUCAAGUCCUGCAUCAGGAUCCCCGCAAGGAGCAUGCUUCUCCCUCUGCCUAUGUCUCUGGUUCUCUUUGUCCCACAUAAAUAAAUAAAUAAAAUUAAAUAAAAUAAGUAAAUAAGUAACAUCAAAUAGUAAAGGAGGUUUGGGGAUUGGGGUGAAUUAAUGGGCUCACUGGAGGAUUUUUUGACCUUCUUUGUUCUCAUUUACACCUGCUUUUUAACACUAUUUAUUAAAAUAGUGUUAAAUAUUUAUUAAAAUAACCUGAAAGGAAGGACCUGGGAUUUGGGUUCCUUGAGUCCUUGUAGCUUACAGCAGAGAGAGGAGAGCAGAAGUUGCAAGCAAGCAGCCUGGGCUACAGUCUUGACUGGCCUGCUUCCCAACUGUGGUCUUAUGCUUCUCUAAGCCCCUGCUUCCUUCUCUGGAAAUUGGGCCGACAGGAUUCCUAGGACAUGAGGAGGAUCAAAUGGUAGAACCUAUUGUAAGCCCUUGGUACAGUACCUGGAACACUGUAAUGCUCAGUAGAUGGUAGCCGCUAGAAGUAGUCGCUGUAUUUUUCAGGGCAAAAAGUAUGGGUAGCUCUUAAGGUUUAUUUCAUAAUUUCCAUUGAAGGAUUAUUUAGAGGUAGCAUCUGCCUUUUCUGCUGAGAGCUGUGUCUGUUAUUAAAUGCCAUUUUUGGCAGUUGGGAAGCAAAACAAAACUGCCCCCAUAGAGAGUGUUCUUACUGGGGAGAAACAGAAAUCCUUAAAUAUAAAACUUGCGUUUAUUUGUGUCUGUACAUAUUAAGAGAAUUAAUUGGUAAAUGUAUCAAAUUUCUUAAAGACCAUAUAAAUAAUAAAACAUCAACUCAUAUAUUCUGAAAAUUA
This is a messenger RNA of Nyctereutes procyonoides (raccoon dog), 2564 nucleotides long. RefSeq names its product signal recognition particle 9 (gene SRP9). The coding region runs from base 89 to 349 and encodes 86 amino acids. NCBI's taxonomy places the organism in Eukaryota, Metazoa, Chordata, Mammalia, Carnivora, Canidae. Gene Ontology annotation, biological process: negative regulation of translational elongation; SRP-dependent cotranslational protein targeting to membrane. Gene Ontology annotation, cellular component: signal recognition particle, endoplasmic reticulum targeting. The transcript has 3 exons. The record is from RefSeq and is a predicted model, not a curated record. Gene Ontology annotation, molecular function: 7S RNA binding.